This is a messenger RNA of Penicillium waksmanii, 11844 nucleotides long. RefSeq lists its product as uncharacterized. NCBI's taxonomy places the organism in Eukaryota, Fungi, Ascomycota, Eurotiomycetes, Eurotiales, Aspergillaceae. The coding region runs from base 1 to 11844 and encodes 3947 amino acids. The transcript is spliced from 4 exons. The record is from RefSeq and is a predicted model, not a curated record.
AUGCCAGCCGCCGCUGAGCGCGAUGACCGUGGUGCUUCGGGGCUUGAAUCGUUUGCAAAGGGAGCAGCUAUCUCAGCAGCUGGUCUAGCAUUAGGCGAGAACCUCUUUCACCAACGACCUCGCAGUCGCUCCACCUCCCCUCCAGCCGCAGACAAAACCGCCCUCGAUCUGGCCCCGAAGUCCCAGAGUAGACCCUCCUCCCCAGAAGCCAUAAGAAAUGCAGCAGCAGCAGCAGCAGCAUCAGGAGAAGACGACAUCACUCGCGGCCGCAGCCACUCCACUGCACGAUCCAUCACCGAAUCACCCACAGCAGUCCCCUUGCACUUCCGCCGCCCGCCGCUAUCCCCCGGUCUCUCGCGUGCUGUGCCAGUGCCAGUGCCAACGACAGAAUCACCACCACCAGCCGUACCAUCACCAGGAUCGCCCACCCAGCGCCACCGCCGCUUGAACUCCGUCGAGUUCCGCAACUCGCGUGAGAUCCGUCCUCUCUGGCUCGUCGAGCGUCACGGCUCAAGUAAAGCCGAGCCCGAAGCAGAUGAACCACUCCCCUCCCUGCCCUCCAGCAAAACUUCCUCCCGCGCCCCCUCUGUCGAAGACCUCCGCGCCCUAAACGAGGAGGAUGGAGUCCGGAGCUGGGAAAAUGUCGACCUUAGCCACUCCAUUAUGGAGAAUCGUCGACCGGCUGGUCUGACCAUCUCAACUGACCAUCACCGAGACGUCGACGUCGACCGAGAACUCGACGUUCUCGAUUCCCAACAGGCAACGCCGACAGCGGAGGACUUCGUACAUGUUUCUGAAUCAGCCAAGAAGGAGAAGUUGAAGUAUGAAUUCCAUUCUCCGUCUGAAUUGCUGCAGGAUCCGAACUCUUAUCCUGAAAUUCCUUCGUCGCCUACGAUGGAGAAUUUGCCUUCGGCUGAGGGGUCGAUGGUUGGUGGUAAGCAGCAUGAUGAAUCUGAAUCUGCCGUUGAAGGUGGUGGGCAUAAGAAUACUCAUGAACUUGCUCUUGAACAACCUGCUCAACUAGAUGUCGAUGUGAAUGUGAGUAUGGCCGACCAGCAGCUCGGAGAACCUGGUACCGCCAUCGAAGAAAAGGGUCCUCAAAUUUUCGCUCCUGAAGAGGCCAUUGAGGAAGGAAUAGCUAAGGAUAUUGUUCCCGAGUCUGUAGAGCCAGAGCAACCCGUUGAGCUAGUUCAAGAGCAACCGACAGCCACAGAGGAACCGGUUGCGGAGGAGCCGGCGACUACGUCUUCUUCGAAGAAGAAAAAGAAGAAGAAUAGGAAGGGUAAGAAGGAUCAAGUUAGCGAUAGCGUUGAUUUGCCUUCUGAGUCUGCUCCGGUUGUUGAGGAACAGGUUCCUGUUCCUGUUCUGGAGACUGGGGGUGGGUCUCGUUCUAUUGAGCCUGAAGCUAUGCCUGCUCCUAUCGAAGAGGUUACAGCUCCCGUGGAAGAGGCUCCAGUUCCUUUCGAAGCGGUUCCUGUUCCCGUGGAAGAAUUUUCUGCUCCUGCUAUGCCAGAGCCAGAGGCUGAGCCAAAAGAAGUCUCUAGGGAAAUCGAGGCUGAGCCCGUUCCCGCCAUCACCGAGCCCGUUGACUCCGCUGUCAUUGAGUCUACACGAGAGAUCGAUACUACUCCCGUCGAGCCCGCUGAUACUGUUUUCGAAGAGCCCGCUGUUGAAGCUCACCCUGAGCCUGAAGUCCCCAUGACUGCGGCGCAGAAGAAGAAAGCCAAGAAGGACAAGAAAAAGAAGGCGAAGGGUUUCUCCAUUGCAGAGCCGACAGAAGGUGCUGUCACAGAUAUUGCUUCUGAGCAAUCCCCAGAGCAGGCCCAAGACCAACAAGAAACCAUUCUUGAGCCUGUCUCGGAGUCUACCCCUGCUGCUGAGACCGAGUCUACGGAAAAAGAAAUUCCCCAGGAUACCAAUAUCCCUGAGCCUCCAGCCCCAGCUGAAGAAGUGCCUUCUGACGCCCAAGAGACUCGUGAAAUUGUCGAUGCUGCCGAACCAGUUAUCGACGAGAACCUUGAGAAUGAUGUUCCCAAUUUUACCGAGCAGUCAGAGCCAGUGGUGGAGGACGCUGAAAAGUCUACCGAAGUGGCUGCAUCUGACUCUCGUGACAUCGAAGAGUCAGAGCCCGUCUUCUCUGAGGCCCAAGAAUCAGCGCUGCCGGAGCAAAAUGUCGACACCGCUCCAGCCCCCAUCGAGCUUACAGACAGGACCGCCGAAUCAGACGAAGACAUGUUCCACGAGACUUUCCAGGAGCAACCUGCCACCGCUGAGGAUAUCAAAGAUAUCCCCUCCGAUCAGCGAAUUGAAGAGCAGCCUACGGUUCCAGCAGAGCAGCCCGAGGAGCCUAAGCCUGAAGAAGCAGUGGAAGAAGCAGGUUCAAAGAAGAAGAACAAAAAGAAGAAGAAGAACAAGAAGUCUGCUACUGAAGAGACGGAUCUUCCUUCUGAGUCUAAACCUGCUGAUCUCGAGCCUGAACAGGAACAGGAACAGGAACAGGUUGCCGAAGAUGUCAAGCCUGAGCAAUCUGCUUUCGGUAAACCUGCUGAUUCCCAGGAUGUUUCAGCUGCUGCUGAUAUUCAGCCUGGGCUUGAACCUGAACAGCUUAGUAAGGAAGUUGUUGAGCCUUCUUUUGAGGAGUCUCCUGCUGUUCAGGAACCCGAGUCUGUCCUUGAUCACGUCGAGCCUGUUCCCGAGUCUAUCCAGCCUGUCGAACCUACUUCCGAAUCAUUUUUGCCCAUCGCUGAGCCUACUAAGUCUAUCUCCGAGCCCAUUAAUGCUGCCUCGGAGCCUCAACCCACCGAGGAGACUCGCGAAAUUCCAGUCGAACCUGCUUCUGAAACUUCCCCCAACGCCGAGGCUGAGGCUGAAUCUGAAGUUCCUAUGACCGCUGCGCAGAGGAAGAAGGCCAAGAAAGACAAGAAAAAGAAGGCCAAGCAGAGUGUUUCUUCUAUUCCCGAGGAAGAGAAACCUGUUGAAGCCCAGCCUGAGUCUCAACCUGUUGAAUCUGAGCCUGUUGAGUCCGCUGAACCCGCUGAACCCGUUGAGCCUUCCGAGCCAGUUGAGUCUGUUCCGCCAGUCGAAUUCGCCGAGCCCAUUGAAGCAUCUCCGAUUGUCGAGGACACCCCUCCUGUUGAAUCUCCAGCCGAAGAUAUUGCCAAAGAAAUCGAAGUUGCCCCUGAAGCAGUAGCAGAGGAAGUCGCUGCUGCCGAAGAGAAACUAGAUGAUUCAGUCGAGGUAGAGCAGCCAAAGAUACUUGAACAGGAACUCUCUGUCCCUGCCGAUGAGACAACUGUCAACGUUCCCGGUGACGUUCAAAUCGCUGAGCCUGCACAAGAGCAGCCCGAAGUGCCUCAAGAGCCCCAAGAGCAGUCUGCUGAACAAGAACCUGCUGGCGAGCCUGAGGCGGAGGUUCCUAUGACAGCAGCUGAGAGAAGAAAGGCCAAGAAGGCUAAGAAGAAGCAGCAGCAAAAAGAACAAGAAAUUGUUGAUGUGGUUGCCGACGACGCACAAGCCGUUGAGACUGUGCCUGCUCCCAACCCUGAGACUGAAGCAACCAAGGAAACAGAGGCCACCACUGAUGCCGAAAUUCCUGUUGCUGAAGAUUCUGCCGUCCCUGCCGCUGCUGUUGAGACCGAGGAGACCAGCAGAGAUAUUCAGACUGAAACCGAGGCACCUAUUGAGGAGACCCUUGCUGAUACUCCUGCUCCCUCUGAAGUUAUUCUUGCCUCAAAUGAAUCUCAAGAGGAAGAGCCGAACUAUGAGCCUCUUGAAACCAAUACCCCCAUUGAAGAGGACUCCGCCCAUGUUUCCGCCGAACCACUUCCUGAAGUCCCAGAGGCAGAGGCAGAGGCACCUCAAGAAGAGUCUCAAACUCCUGCAACCGACCCUGAGUUUGAAGUUCCUAUGACAGCUGCCCAAAAGAAGAAGGCCAAGAAGGACAAGAAAAAGAAGCGCCAAUCUGUGGUUGAAGAGCAAUCUGUACCUGAGACGGAUCCCACUCCCGCCGAAAAGGAGACUGAGCCAACCACAGAAGCACCCACUGAGACUGUCCCUGCCACUUCUGAAGAGAUCGCGCCUGAACCUGUGACAGAAUCAACUGAACAACAAGUUGAAGCUCCUAUUGAGCCGUCUGCAGAUGAUGCUGCCCCUCCCAGUGAGCCUAUGUCUGAAGAACCAACUGCAGAUUCCACUGUGAUCGAUUCUACCGUCCAGGAUGUUCCUGCCGAAGAAACUCCUGCCUUGGAGAAGUCCCUUGAUCAUCAACCCCAAGGAGAACAGGCUGUUACUGAGCCUUCUCCUGAAGAGACCCCCAAGCCAGAGGAACAGGUUUCGGAGGAGCCACCUGUCGAGAGUAUUCCUGUCGAGCGUGCCCCUGCCGAGGACCCUGAGCAGACUUCUUCCAAGUCGAAGAAAAAGAAGAAGAAGAACAAGAAGAAUCAGUCCGUUUCCGAAGCUGUCACUCCGGAGGUUCAGCCUGAGCCUGCUAAGGAGGAGUCUACUGAGCCUGCUGCUGAGCCUACUGCUGAGUCUACUGAGCCUGCUGCUGAUCCUAUUGCUGAGCCUACUGCCGAGCCUGCUAUUGAGCCUACUGCCGAGCCUGCUGUUGAGCCUACUGCCGAGCCUGCUAUUGAGCCUACUGCUGAGCCUGCUGUUGAGCCUACUGCUGAGCGCUCCUCCGAAUCUGCUGCAGGAUCUGCUCCUGAACUCAUCGGUGAAGCUUCUACUGCCGAGCCUGUCGUUGUCGACUUUACUGUGCCCGAAGAACAACUUGAAGUGUCCGAGCCAGUUGCCGCUGAGAACACCGAGCCAGCUCCCGCCUCUGAAGAGACUCCGAAGGAUGCCACUGUCGCCGAGCAAGAAAGCGUCGAGGCUGAGCCAGAGGCCCCUAUGACUGCGGCACAAAAGAAGAAGGCGAAGAAAGACAAGAAGAAAAACCGCAAGUCUGUGGCCUUCGACGAGUCGCCUGCUUCCCCAGCCGAGCCCCUCGCAGAAGACCAAGACACCACUCAGCCAACGACAGAUUCCGCAGUUGCCGAUGUUUCGGCAGACAAGGAGAUCCCAAAUCCCGAGGAAGCAGCUGUAGAUCAACCUGAAGUUUCCCAAGAUGUCUCUGAGCAUUCCGGGGAGACAAUUGAGAAAACGCAGGAGAUAAUUGCACCCGAGCCAACCCUGGAGACUUCGGAAGAGCCAUCGACAACUGCCCAAGCUGACGACCAAUCUGAGCCGUCGCCAGAAAGCCAAGUCCCUUCCGAUGAAAAGCCCGCUGAGAGCACCGAGUCGGCUGAACCCAUUGCUGAUGCUACAUUAACUGCCGCUGAGCGUCGCAAGCUCAAGAAGAAGGAGAAAAAGAAGAAGGGCAAGUCCGUGGACUUGACUGAAGAAGAACCUUCCGCUCCUUCCACUCCCGUCGAGGCACCCCAGGAGCCUGAGGCUGCCGCAGAGUCUCAGACAGAAGCUCCCAAGGACAUCAAUCUAAAUUUUCCCCAAACAGAGGAGGCUUCUGUCUCCACCCCGGAGAUUGUGGAAGCUUCAAAGGUGGAGGAACCUGAAAUGAAGGAACUGGACGAUAAAGCUGAUGCCCCUGCGACCACACAGCCCGAGGAGCCUGAAUCGACAAUCGCCGAGACCGAGAAGCCUAUCGACGACGAGGUUGCACCUCCCAUCGAGGAGCCCGCCGAGACAGAGGCCACUCCUUCGACUGAUGCACCAGCACAGCCAGACUCCGCUUCUCCCGAAAUCGAUGUUGCCAUGUCAGCCAAGGAGAAGCGGAAAGCGAAGAAGGAUAAGAAGAAGCGCCAGUCCAAGAACCUCGAAGCCGACACCCCCACGACCGAUGAUGCCGCCGUCCCUGCCGAGCCAGUCACCCAAGACUCUGACAAGACCGUCCCUUCCGAAGACACGCGGGAUUCUUCCAUACCCGUGACGGCAACCUCGCCUGCAGAGCAUGACGGUAAAGAUCAUCAGUCCCACGACAUAGAAACGCCCGACGCCCCGGCAAAUGAUUUGGCUCCGACUGAUGAAUUCGUGUUUACGCAGGUAGAGCAGCCAGAGAUAGAGAGUCGUUCAUCAGAUUAUCCUCCCCAGCCCGUGCUUGAGCGUUCGAUGAGUUUUAGCGAGUCGACGGAGCGAGAUGUGCAGAAAGAGGGGGAAACUCCAGCCACCGAAGAAGUUGAGGCAGCGAACGUCGCCGAAGACCAUGUUAUUGAUGAAGUUGUGAAGGAGGAUGCAGAGGAGCAGUAUAAGGUUGUUGUUGAUGAUGUUGCUGCUGAUAUUGCUCGUGUCGAAGAGGAGAUUACGGGAGAGGAGAUUAUUGAGCCUGUGACUGCGGAGGAAGAGUCUGUGCCGAAGGAGGAAGAUAUUACUGAAAAAGCUAUCGUCGAGGAAGCUCCCGCUGAGGAGUUUACUGAGACCGCACUGGAUGUCAGUGCCCCCGCCGAACAGGAGCUGCCUGUUGAGGAGCCCCUCCAGCCAGCCUUGUCCAAGAAAGAAAGGAAAAAGAAUAAAAAGAAGCAGCAGCAGCAGGAGGCGCAAAGCGAAGAAGUCCCUGUCGCUGAGCCGGAGGAAGUGGUUGAAGAGAAUACCGAGCAGGCAGAAGCUGAGCCCGCCAUUGUUGAAGAAGCCCGCGACAGGUCGAUCCCUGAUCCUGAGUUCGAGCCAGUUGCAGAGCAAGAGGAGGCUGUACCUGCGGAAGAGCCGAUACAGUCGACAGAAGAUGUUGUUGAGACUUCCGCAUCUCAGCCGCUUGAAGAGAUGGAAUAUUCCAAGGAGGUCGAACCAGCCGAAGAAGAGCCUGCUCCUGCUCCUGCUCCUGAGCCCGAGGCAGAGGAAGAUGUACCAGUGCCAAAGAAGAUGAGCAAGAAAGAGAAGAAGAAAGCUGCUGCUGCUGCCGCCGCAGCCGCCGCAGCCGCGGAAGAGAAGGCCACCGAGGAGGUCUUGCCCGAGGCAGUUGAAGAGCCUGCUGCUCAUACACAAGAUAUCAAUGUUCCUGCCACUACUUCCCAACAAGAAGGCCCGCCCCCUCUCGAUACGAUUGAGCCCGAAUCUCAGCUUUCCGACCUUCCCAUUGAUUUGCCAAAAGAUAUCGACUCGCCUCUGAUCAAGGAACAACCGCUUGCUAUCGACGAGGCCGGCGAAGAGCAACCUGCUAUUGAAGUGCCCUCUACAGAGAACAAUACGGAGGAGCCUGAAACCGCCCUUGAAUCGACCAAGGAAGCUGCUCUCAAUGUUCCCUCCACAGAUCCCCCUGUCGAAGAGACUUCUGUCGAACCGGCAGUAGAGCCUGAGAAUGAGUGGCCUACCGUAUCGAAGAAGAUGAGUAAGAAGGAGAAGAAGAAGGCUGCUGCUGCUGCUGCUGCCGCCGCCGCCGCUCUUGAAAGUGAAAUGCCUGCCGAGCCUGAGCCAGAGUCCACUGUGGAAGAACCAUCCGUGUCCCCAGAGGAAACCAUGGAGAUUUCAAGACAACUGCCCACAGUGGAAGAUAAUCAAGGCGUAGUUGAGCAGCAGGAUGAAUCCCAACAAGUGGAGUCGACCGAAAAAGAGCUCAUUGAACCGUCGACACAGGAGACAGUUGUGGCAAUCCAAACUGAGCCUGUGGUAGGAGAAUCGCCUGCUGAACCUAUGACUCGCAAGUUGUCGAAGAAGGAAAAGAAGAAGGCCAAGAAGCAGGGAAAGACAGAGCCUACCGAUCUGGCUGCCACUUCCACUGAAGAGCUCCCGACGGAAUAUGCACCUGUAGACGCUGUCAAUGAAGAUGUCCCGACAGCUUCUGAAGCGACUGGUAUCGAAACGACCCGCGAAAUUGUUCCAGAGUCAGAGCCCGUCCACGAGGUGUUAGCUGAGGAGACAACGGAGACUCAACCCGAAUCCUAUGAUAUCCCUGCUGCGAUUGAGCCAGAGAACCAAGAGACAUCCGAGCAAGUCGAGAAGGAUGAGCCUGUUGUCUCCCUCGACCCCUUCGAUGGCCCUUCGCCCGCCGAAGCGAAGGAUCAAGGACUCCCUGCCGAGCAAAUCGAUGAAGCUACUCUCUAUCAAACCCGUUCUCCGGAAGAGCAAGAACAGAAAAAAGAAGAGGAAGAGACAAAACUCCAAAUCCAAGCUCUUGAGAAGGCGGCAGACCUCGAAGUAGCUGGUGAUUUGUUCGAAGACAGACCACGGGAACCAGAAGCCGCUGCCCCUCUUUCAAAGAAGCUUUCCAAAAAGGAGAAGCGCAAUUCCAAGAAGAAGGGUGCAGUUGAAGAACCGGUUGAAGAAAACCAAGAACAAUCUACCCCAGAGGUACCUUUUACCCAGUCUAGAGAAGAAGAGCAAUUGACUACGACUACGCCUGCGCCUUUACCCGAAGUUCAGUCUACAGUUGAGCCGGGGCCCGAGGUCCAAAAUGAGCCCCAGAUCGAAACUGAAUCAACAAGGGAGCUCCAGCCUGAGCCAGAGAUGUCCAGGGAGAUUGAGCCUAUAAUCGAAUCUCCCCUUCCUACUGAAACCGAGACUGCUCCAGACGCUAUCCCAUCAGAGCCAGUCGAAACCGUCGAACCCGUUGAACCCGUCACAGAAACACCACUCUCAAGCAAGGCUUCGAAGAAAAAAUCAAAAAAGGCCAAGAAAGCGGCCCAAGCCUUCGAUGUGGAAGCAUCUCCCGCCACUACGACUGAGGAACAAGAGCCUGCCGCCCCUGGUCAGGAAGAGUCUAGCCAUGACCGUGAGCUUUCGGAAUCGACUCCCAAGGAGAAGAAACCGGGGGAUGACGAAUUCCCUACAAUCGAGUGGGAGCAUGGCCGGUCUCCCAAGCGCGAGACCUUCGAGGCAGAAUCACCCGAGCUCCAGGUAAAGAUUCCUGAGCCGGUUCCCCAAACCAUUGAGGAAUAUGAUGAGUCUGCAAUCCCCGUUGCUCUGCAAGAGGCCAAGGAGCAGUCCCAAGAGGCGACCGAGGAAGAAGCCUGGGCUGCCCCAUUGAGCAAAAAGGACAAGAAAAAAGCCAAGAAAAACAAGAGAAAGUCCGAACAGGCAAGCCUUGCAGAGCCUGAGGCGGAGGAGCCCUUGCACAAAAGAGUCGAAUUGGCGACUGACUUCCCCGAGCCACCAAUUGACACUGUUCUCUCCAAAGAGAUCGAAACUCAGCCACCGGCGAGAACUACGACUCCCGGCGGCUCCAAGAUUGCCAAUCUCUUUCCCGGUCUCGAGCGAGGCGGGUUCAAACGAUCGGCUCUGGACAACAAGACUCCGUCGCUAAAAGAUAGUGCUGAGGAUGAGACUGAAGCGGACAUGGAAGCUAAUCGCGAUAUCGCGAUCCCCGUCUCGGAAGCACCCCAAGCGACCCCCAAAUCCAGAGAAAUUACUGAGAGCAGUCGUGAACUGUCUAUUCCUGCUGAAGAUGUACCAGGCUUGCCAGAUUCACCCGUCGCUUUCCAUGAAGCGCCGAUCGAAGAACCAGAGCCAGAACCAGAACCAGAGCUCCCGGUUCAAAGUGAGCGGCCCAUGCAGUCUGCCUCUAAGGAACGAUCCUCAAUUCUAUUCGACUCAUCUCCAUCUACACGUACAGAGGAGGCAUCUACACCCCGGCGUUUAUUGCCAUCCCAGAUGGAAGCCCCCGAUCUAUCCCCCUCCCCCUCCCUCUCUGGACUACGCCGAACUCCCUCCGUGAUCCACGGGCGUCAUCAGCAAACGCCGCGAACGUGGACCCUUGACGAAGAGUCUAUCCCUGCGACCAGUGGCCCAUCACCACCGCGAUCCCUCUUUGGAGGGCCUUUUGGAGAUCAUGAUGCUCUAUCGCGACCCCGGACUCCGCUCGAUCCCAUUGCGGAGCAAGAACCAGCGGAUGGGGAGAAAGCGACCAUGGCUCGCUCCGGGACGCCCCGUCUGGAGAUCAAACCGGAGCAUGUCCUUCCACGACCAGUGACUCCAGUGCGAAAAUUCACCGACAAUGCGAUGGCACGAGAGAGGUGGCCCACCCCUGAAAAUGAGAAUACUCGCAGUCAGGACAGCCUCAAGAGUGGCAGUGGCAGUGGAUCAGGACUGUCACCAUUAAAAACUCCGGAGCAGGGGAUGCCAGUACUCAAGCCCAGUGGGAGCAAGGGCAAGCUACGACGCACGAAUCGUAGCACGAGCAGCGAUCUGCGGGCGGCUAGUCGGGCUUUAGACGAGGACGAGUCAGAGUCUCAGCUCCAGCCCCAUCCCCAGUCUCAGUCUCAGUUCUCCCAGCCUCCACCCAAUCUCGAUCUCGAUCAACUUCCUUCUUCUUCAUCCUACGACCCCGUCAAUGACAAGGGCAAACGCCCCCUGCGAAAUAUGGAUGUCUAUGGUUGGGGUGAAACACCCAGUUCCCCGCGGUCGCCCAGCCGACCGCCUAGCGUCCGUCGUCGCCGCAGCAUGCAACACCUCCAGGAUAUGGAAACCCGUCUCGACCAACUCAUCUCAGAGAAUCGUUUACUCAUUGCCUCUCGCGAUGACGCCGAAGAUAAAUUGCGCAAUGCCAGCGUCUCUCGUCGCAAGAGCGACCGCGCCCUCAACAGUAGUAGCGCCGACCUGAGGGAUCGCGAAGCCGAGGUGGAACAACUCAAGAACUCGGUGGAUUGGCUUCAGAAAGAAAUGAGUCGUGUCACCCAGGAGAAUGAGGGUCUCGCAGCUUCCAAUGCUGCCCUCGCUGCCGCCCAUGCCACCGAAGUCACUACCGUGCGCGAAUCAUCCACGCGCGAAUUGGAUGACUUGCGAUCGCAACACAAUGCCCUCUCAUCUGAGAUGGACGAUCGGGUCCGACAAGAAAUCGAGUCGGCUCUCGCUCAAAAGGAUGCUGAGUUGCGACGCCUACGGGAAGAGCUGGAAGAAGCCCGCGACAAAGUGAAGGAGCUGCAACAGCAGAUCGCCUCGUCGGUCAAUGACAACGCUCUCGUCUUCCGCGACGAGGACUACUUCGACGCUGCGUGCCAAAAGCUGUGCGGCCACGUUCAACAGUGGGUGUUGCGCUUCUCCAAGCACUCUGAUCACCGUCGCUGCCGCCGCUUGGUCGACAUCACCGAUGAGAAAAUUGCCGACCGGUUCGAAAACGCCUUCCUCGAUGGCUCCGACGCCGACGCGUACCUGUCCGAUCGUGUCCGUCGUCGCGACGUCUUUAUGUCGGUGGUCAUGACGAUGGUAUGGGAGUAUAUCUUCACUCGCUACCUCUUCGGCAUGGACCGUGAACAACGUCAAAAACUCAAGUCCCUUGAAAAGCAAUUGGGCGAGGUCGGUCCACGCCGCGCAGUUCAUCGCUGGCGCGCUACUACCUUGACCCUUCUGUCACGGCGACCAGCUUUCGCCUCACAGCGCCAGAGCGACACUGAAGCGGUCGCACUUGAGAUUUUCGGUACUCUGUCGCGAAUCCUUCCACCCCCCUCUCAAAACGAGGGCCAACUCCUCGACUCCCUCCGCAAGGUCCUCCGUGUUGCUGUCAACCUCUCCUUGGAGAUGCGCACCCAACUGGCAGAGUUCAUCAUGCUGCCCCCUCUCCAGCCCGAGUAUGACACCAACGGCGACCUUGCCCGUCAAGUCUUCUUCAACGCCGCGCUGAUGAAUGAGCGCAGCGGCGAAACCACCUCCAACGACGAGCUCGAAUCCUCCCAGGCCGUCGUCCGCAUCGUGCUCUUCCCUCUCGUCGUCAAAAAGGGCAACGAUGUCGGCGAAGGCGAGGAGGAAGUCGUCGUCUGCCCUGCUCAAGUCCUUAUCGCUCGCUCCGGCAAAGACAAGAGAGUGUCUCGGAUGAUGAGUGGUGAUCGCAUGUCGUUUGAUGCAUCCCGCUCCGUCCAUAGUGUGGCACCAUCCAUGGCACCCUCAAUGGCCCCCUCUACGAUGGACAUGAGCAAUGUGAUUUGA